Messenger RNA from Vicia faba (fava bean), 1737 nucleotides. NCBI's taxonomy places the organism in Eukaryota, Viridiplantae, Streptophyta, Magnoliopsida, Fabales, Fabaceae. The record is from the annotation of a GenBank genome assembly.
AUGGCGAAGUCUAUGAAACCAAGAACAAACUAUUGCAAUCAAACUCCUUCUAAUAAGAAGAAGGAGAAGGAGUCAAAGAAGAAGUUGAUUGAUGGGAACAAAGAUGUGGAGCCUCAGCUAUGGCAUGCUAUUGCUGGAGGAAUGGUUGGAAUUCCAGAACUUAACUCUAAGAUCUUCUACUUCCCUCAAGGUCAUGCCGAGCAUGCGUAUGAACCUGUCAAUUUUCCUGCUGACUUCAAAAUUCCAUCACAAAUUCCAUGUAGAGUUGUAGCUAUCCAUUAUAGGGCUGAUCCUGACACAGAUGAAGUGUAUGCAAAACUCAGGCUUGUUCCUCUGCAUAUUAGCGAAGUUAGUUUGGUUGAUGAUGAUGUUGUUGGCAACGAUAAUAUGUCUGAAACUAAGAAUAAAUAUCAAUCUUACACGAAAACCUUGACAAGGUCUGAUGCAAACAAUGGUGGUGGAUUCUCUUGUCCUAGGUAUUGUGCCGAAAAGCUUUUUCCUCCACUAGACUAUUCAGAUAUGCUUCCUUCUCAGGACAUUUAUCCCAGGGAUGUGCAUGGAGAAACAUGGAGAUUCAGACAUGCUUAUAGGGGCGCACCAAAGCGGCAUCUGUUUACAACUGGGUGGAGUGGUUUUGUGACCGAUAAGCUACUUGUUUCCGGGGAUUCACUUGUGUUUGUGAGAGAUGAAUACAAUGAUCUUCAUGUUGGAAUUCGAAGGUCUAAAAAACGAAACGAUUGUGGAUUUAAAUUUUCAUCAAAGAGGAAAUUGGGUAGUGAAACUGGAAUUUGUCUUGGACCAUCGCCUUUAGGAGAGUUGAGAAUAAGUGAUAAGGUGAUGGGAAUUGGAAAAGUGAAGGCUGAAGAUGUUAUUGAAGCAGUAAAACUUGGUGUCAAUAUGCAACCGUUUGAUGUGGUUUACUAUCCUCGGGUUGGUACUCCCGAGUUUUUUGUGAAAACCUCUUUAAUUAGAACAGCACUUCAGAUUAGGUGGUGUUGUGGAAUGAGGUUCAAGAUGGCCAUUGAAACAGAAGACUCGUUAAAGAUAAAUUGGUUUAUGGGAACAAUUGCUUCUGUUCAGACUGUUGAUCCAGCAUGGCCCGACUCUCUUUGGAGACUUCUCCAGGUGACAUGGGACGAACCUGAUUUACUUACAAAUACGAAAAUGUUGAAUCUGUGGCAAGUCGAAAUAGUAUCGGACAUGCCUUGGUUACCUUUUCACCCUUUCUUGCCAUUAAGCAAGGAACUGAGAUUGCCUCAACACCCAGCUUUUCCCAUGGAUGGCCAAUUUUCAAUGCCAACUUUUCCAAAUGUUCCAGUUACUAGUACUGCAGGCAUGCAUGGAGCCAGGGAUGAGUAUUUCCAACAAAGAUUUAAUCACCAUACCUCAACAUCGACGACUGCCCCUAAUAACCUUACAUUGCAAAAGGAGAGCAGCAGUGAAAAUGUUUCAGGCUUGAUAUCAGAGAAACCGGAUCAUGCAAAACCGAAACACUUGGUGCUUUUUGGCCAGACAAUAGUUCAUGCGAAGCCGAAACAGUUGGUGCUUUUUGGCCAAAAAAUACAGAUUGACUCGGGAAAUGAAAAUGAUGAGGAGAAAAUCACUAAUUAUUCUUCUGAUUCUCCUCUACAAAACUCCUCUAGUGAGAGGCUGGAGUGUGAUCUAGAGAACCAAUGCAAAAUAGAUACAUUGGAAGGAGAAACAAUGGAGAUUGAAGAUUCAGGUAAGAAUCAGUAA